Messenger RNA from Wasmannia auropunctata (little fire ant), 4658 nucleotides. RefSeq names its product polypeptide N-acetylgalactosaminyltransferase 2 (gene Pgant2). The record is from RefSeq and is a predicted model, not a curated record. The transcript is spliced from 10 exons. Gene Ontology annotation, cellular component: Golgi apparatus. NCBI's taxonomy places the organism in Eukaryota, Metazoa, Arthropoda, Insecta, Hymenoptera, Formicidae. The coding region runs from base 198 to 1916 and encodes 572 amino acids.
GCUUCGGCUGCCGGUAGGUGUGCAUUAGUGGUGUUCCGUGGCAUUGCACCGCGUUCUCGGUCGCGGGUGUGCGUGCUACGUUUCGUGAGAGAGAGAAGGAGAUUCGCGGUUUGCGGCUAGAAGACGUGUCAUCGGGCAUCGGCCGGCCGGACGGGCGGGGGACGUGGGACGCGAAAUAAGUGCGAACCGCAGCAGUCAUGCGGCGGAAUGUCAAGAUCGCGUUGCUCCUGUCAUGCGCGUGGAUGUUCGCCUUUGUUUACUAUUACCACACAUCCAGGGACACCAAGAACGAGAACAGAGCCUUACGGCUGAAGGAGCCUGCGUCCCUGGCGCUUUCCGCCAGCGGAAAUUCCGGCGGCUACAUGGAUCCAGACGGCACGGCCAUUGUAAUGUCAUCCGAGCUUCUGCCAGCACCGACCCCGGAUCCGAGGGUGACGUGGAAUUACUUUGACGAGCAGGGGUACGUUUCAAGAGGUGGUCUACGUGCGGGCGAGGACCCAUACGCCAGGAAUAAAUUCAAUCAGGAAGCCUCCGAUGGUCUUCCGAGCAAUCGUGACAUACCUGACACCCGUAGCGCCAUGUGUAGAAUGAAACAAUGGAGACAGGAUCUGCCACCGACUUCCGUUAUAAUUACUUUCCACAACGAGGCACGGUCUACACUACUCAGAACUGUCGUCAGUGUGCUGAACAGAAGUCCCGAGCAUCUAAUUAAAGAAAUCAUUUUGGUGGACGAUUUUAGCGACCAUCCCGAGGACGGCGAGGAGUUAUCGCGAAUCCAUAAAGUUCGUGUAAUUAGAAACGAGAAGAGAGAGGGCCUAAUGAGAUCGCGUGUUCGCGGUGCGGAUGCAGCUACCGCGAGUGUGCUAACAUUUUUAGAUUCACAUUGUGAAUGCAACGCCGAUUGGCUCGAGCCGCUCUUGGAAAGGGUGGCCGAGGAUCCAUCGAGGGUGGUAUGUCCUGUGAUCGAUGUAAUCAGCAUGGAUACUUUCCAAUAUAUCGGGGCCUCCGCCGAUCUUAGGGGUGGUUUCGAUUGGAGUUUGGUCUUUAAAUGGGAAUAUCUCAGUCAGGUGGAACGACAGGCGAGACAAAAGGAUCCGACACAAUCCAUUAGGACCCCUAUGAUUGCUGGCGGACUGUUUGUCAUCAACAAAGCGUACUUCGAGAAACUCGGCAAAUACGAUACUCAAAUGGAUGUUUGGGGCGGCGAAAAUCUCGAAAUAUCGUUCCGCGUGUGGCAAUGCGGUGGCAGCUUGGAGAUUAUCCCGUGCUCACGUGUGGGCCAUGUAUUCCGUAAACGUCAUCCUUACUCGUUCCCCGGAGGCAGCGGAAACGUGUUUGCUCGAAACACGAGGCGCGCCGCCGAAGUAUGGAUGGACGACUACAAGCAGUUCUACUACAACGCCGUACCGUUAGCACGAAACAUCCCUUAUGGAAACAUUCAAGAUAGAAUGGAGCUAAAACGAAGACUGCAUUGCAAGCCUUUCAGUUGGUAUUUGAAGAACGUAUAUCCCGAAUUAGUUAUACCUACGAGCGAGGGUGGUCCAGGAGGAUCUCUGAAGCAGGGCACCGCUUGCUUGGACAGCAUGGGCCAUCUUCUCGACGGAAACGUCGGUCUUUAUCCUUGUCACGACACUGGUGGUAAUCAGGAAUGGGGCCUCACGAAGGACGGCCUGAUCAAGCAUCACGAUCUCUGUCUGACUCUGCCCGUGUACGCCAAGGGCACGACGCUGCUGAUGCAGAUCUGCGACGGCAACGAGAACCAGAAGUGGCGACACUUGGAGGGCGGUCUGAUACGCCACACCAGAAUCCCCGUGUGCGUGGACUCGCGGUAUCACGCGCAGCGCGGCAUCACGGCGGAGAAGUGCGACUCGAACGCUGAGACGCAGAGGUGGCAUCUCUACAACCACAAUCACUAGCUGAUAUGGUUGCGGUGAACACGCUAUUCACCCACGGACUCUCUCUCUUAACGCUACGCGCCACGACGUGAUCACCGUUCAAUGAGGCCGACCGCGUCAAAAGUGCGUUUUUUUUUUUUUUAAAUUAGGGACUGGCUGUCUGCCUGCGAACGGAUCGAUCGAUUCGACCGGGUUGCGCUUAUCGCAGACCGACGUAUCUUUGUAACCGUAAUCAUGGUUCUUCACGAUUUCUUAUCGAUGAAGAACCCCAUCUUGUACCACACUGACUUGCAAAUUCGCCAGUUCACGAUGUAGCCUGUUCCUAUGAGGCUCGGAUAGCGGUACGUAUGGAUAGAAGAAAUUUAAAGAGUUCUCUAAUGAUGUUACGAAAAGUGGUACGCAUCUCACAAACUAAAACGGAAAUAGUUUCGCAAAAGAAAGUGAAAAAAAAAAAAACUUUAAGACUGCUUGGUGAUUCUAAUCAACAAUCUUUAGUUUCUAUAUCCAUGAGAAUUCCAUUGCUUCCGAUUUUCUUAGGCAUUAAAUCAUCCUACUUUUAUAAUGACAAAAGAUUAACCUGAUAGGUUGACGUCUCGCGAUCGAUGUGUGAUAAGUGUGAAAAUUAUUUAUAAUAAAAUAAUACAUAAAAAAUAUGAAAACGUGUGUAUGAACAAUGGUGCAAAUGGACGUUGUGUAAGAUUCGGUGCAAUCCGAUUAUACAUAUGUUAUGUUUCAAAUAUCGAAUUUACAAACUGCGAUAUUUCAUGCAUAGUGUGAUUGACUUAAACAAAUAAUUCUUAAGAGCCAUACGUAACGAUUUUAGCUUUGAACAAAUCCAUAAAGAAUCUCUAGUUUUCGAGGUUCACGGUGUUAUAAAAAAUUGAGUUAUAUUUGAAAAACAAUUGGGAGUUGCACAUGCAAUGAAAUACCUAUACUUUAUAAUUGUCAGACUUAUUUCUUUGAGAAAUUUAUUACUUAAACGAAGAUUGAAAGAAACUUAUAAUGUUGCGUGUGAACGACUAACUCUUCAAUGUCACAAUGUCUCAAAAUUUAUAUAUAAUAUAAACAUUUAUACAGAGUUUUCUUAAAACUCUCAUUAAUAAAAUUUAUAGAUUUAUUUUAAUUAUAUAAUAUUUUGAUUAUUAUAUUAUUAAAUUUAAAUUGAUAUUGGAAAUUGAAGAGAUAGAUUGAAAACCAAUCUAUGAGAUGGUAAUAAUGCUUUUAAUGGAACAUAGGUAAUAAAAUUUAAUCACACAACAUUACUGAGUGAUAACGAGAUAAUAUGAAAUCGAAUUAAUUCUUUUUUUAUAUGUAAUCAAAAGAGUAAUAGAAGAGUUGACGAAGAAUUAAAUUAGAAAUCCGGGAAUUUAAAAUACAAUUAUGGCAGUCAAUUGAUUUUACAAUACAACUUAAGCUGACGAUGUUUCUUGUCUAUGUUUCUCAAAUGCAUAAAAAAAUUUAAUAAAAGCGACAUUCAGUCAUUUUUUAGUACGGAUACGUAUUCUUAAAAGUCCGAUCGAGCAGCUCAUCUUUUUUUAUACAUUUAUUUACGUGUUUUUUAAAUAAAUGAGCCAAAGCUUUUACACUUGGCAGAAUUUGUUUUAAGUAAUCGAUAGUUUUAUCACAAAUACCAUUUUGAUAUUACUCUUUUAUGCAGACAACCGCGGAGAAGCUUUUCGGUAUUCGAGAAUGUACACGAAAUCAAUUAUAAUAUAAUUACAUUAUAUUAUAAUAUAAUCAUAUUAUAUGAUAUAAUUAUAUUAUGUUAUCGAUGUACAUUACAUUGUUUAAAUAUUUAAUUUUUAAUAACGUAUACAUAAUUUCUGUAUCUGUUUAAAGAAUUUGACGUUUUGCAAUUGUAUAGCAUGUGGACGUAAGAAGCUUCUCAGCGACUGAAUCGCUAUUUUGACCGGGCCCAAAAUCAUGCUAGGUUCAUACAAUACGUAUUCUUUUUAUCUGAUCUUAGCAUACGCGGCGCAUCCAAUCUGCGAAUAUCCUUGUGAAUCAAACAACAAAUUGCGAUGAACAAGAUGCUUUCCCUUCAGAAGCGUGCGCUACGAUUCGCAGAAAAAGAGAUUUAUUUUUGUAACUAAUUGUAUACUUACUUGGUUGUGCGUAAAUGAAAAGCGCAGGGUGUAUGUGCAUACUUAACAUAUUGUAGCUCAGUAAUAACAUUCUAAUUUCUGAUAUUUAAUUUUUACUUUUUGAAAGCGAGUAUUAAUUCUCAAGUUUUCCAAUUUCUUUUUGUCCUUUCCCACGUUGGAAUACACUUAAUUUAAUAAUGGCCAAUAUCAAGAAGUUCGAUUUCUCAGUAAGAACUAAAUUAGAUGAAAAUAAUAAUUCUCAAGAGCAUUAAAUCGAAUCUAAAAUAAAACGGCAGCGCCGUUCCAUUACUCGCCUACAACGUGUUAAGUGAAAAUCAACAUGGAAGCUGACACAACUAAUUAUAGCAAUACAUAUUAGCAGACACGAUCUUUUGUACACUUAUACUUUCCGACGAUAAUGUCUUACUGCCGUCUCUUCACGUUGGGACUAUAUAAAUACCGCGAAGUGAGAUGAUUAAUAAUAUCGUAUAAACUUUUGUAUGAUACACACGGGCAUCCACGCUAACUCUGCUGUAGCAAUCAUCCGUUAAAGUAAUUCUUUUGAUAUCGAUAUUGUAUGCGUAGAAUUUUAAUGUAGAUAACACGCGACCGAUGAAAUCGGCCGUGCCCUAAUUAAACGAAUGCGAUAUUAUGAAUAGUCUCGAAUCACUUCUGAAAA